AUGGCCACAGAUUACAAGUUUGAGGGCUGGGCGGCCCAUGACCCAGCCGCCGUCGAGGGAAAGAUGGUGUGGCAGGAGAUCAAGCCCAAGGCGUGGGAGGAGAACGACGUGGACAUCCAAGUUACGCACUGCGGCAUGUGCGGCAGCGACCUGCACUUCCUGCGCAACGGCUGGGGCAACACAACCUACCCGCUGACGGUAGGCCACGAGAUCGUCGGCAAGGCGGUGCGCGUCGGCAAAAACGUGAAGCACAUCAACGUCGGCGACCGCGUCGGCGUCGGCGCCCAGGGCGACAGCUGCCUGAGCCGCUUCGGGGCUUGCCACGAGUGCGAAGAUGGCGAGGAGAACUACUGUGAUAAGAUCGUCAACACCUACGGCGCGCCGCACUUCAACGGCGACAUAGGCCAGGGUGGCUACUCGACAUAUCACCGUGCGCCUGCGCACUUUGCCGUCAAGAUCCCCGACGGCCUGGAGUCGAGCCAGGCGGCACCAAUGCUCUGCGGCGGUGUUACUGUGUUUGCGCCGCUCAAGAACCACGGCGUCAAGGAGGGUAUGACCGUUGGUGUUGUUGGAGUUGGCGGGCUUGGCCACUAUGGUGUUAUGUUCGCUAAGGCCAUGGGAGCCAGGGUCAUCGGUAUCUCCCGCCGCGCAAGCAAGCGCGACGAGGUUCUCAAGCUCGGCGCGGAUGACUACAUCGCGACGGCCGACGAUGCCGACUGGACCACCAAGCACGCCCGGAGCAUCGACCUCAUUAUCUCGACAGUGGCUUCAUCCAAGGUGCCUCUCACCGAGUACCUGACGCUGCUGAAGAAGGGCGGCAGCUUCUGCCAGCUCGGCCUCCCCGACGACGGCGCGUUCCAGGUCUCCGGCGCUGCUGUGGUCUUUGGCCGCACCAAGUUCGAGGGCUCGCUGAUCGGGUCCCCGCAGGACCUGCGUGAUAUGCUGGAGUUCGUCACGGAGAAGAACAUCAGGGGUCUUAUCCAGGAGCGCCCCAUGAAGGACGCCAACCAGGCUGUGGUCGACCUGGAAGAUGGCAAGGCUCGGUACCGUUACGUCCUGGUCAACGAGAGCGCUUAA
Messenger RNA from Diaporthe amygdali, 1077 nucleotides. RefSeq lists its product as uncharacterized. The transcript has a single exon. Gene Ontology annotation, molecular function: zinc ion binding; alcohol dehydrogenase (NADP+) activity. NCBI's taxonomy places the organism in Eukaryota, Fungi, Ascomycota, Sordariomycetes, Diaporthales, Diaporthaceae. Gene Ontology annotation, biological process: alcohol metabolic process. The record is from RefSeq and is a predicted model, not a curated record. Bases 1 to 1077 code for a protein of 358 amino acids.